Umbelopsis ramanniana AG is the source of this 465-nucleotide messenger RNA. RefSeq lists its product as uncharacterized. The transcript has 5 exons. Gene Ontology annotation, biological process: tRNA metabolic process. Bases 1 to 465 code for a protein of 154 amino acids. Gene Ontology annotation, molecular function: D-tyrosyl-tRNA(Tyr) deacylase activity. NCBI's taxonomy places the organism in Eukaryota, Fungi, Mucoromycota, Umbelopsidomycetes, Umbelopsidales, Umbelopsidaceae. Gene Ontology annotation, cellular component: cytoplasm. The record is from RefSeq and is a predicted model, not a curated record.
AUGCGAGCAGUGCUGCAACGAGUUGCUCGAGCAAGCGUAUCUGUGGAUGAACAGGUGGUCAGUUCCAUCGGCAAAGGCAUCUGCGUCUUAGUUGGCAUUAGCGUAGAUGAUAACGAAUCUGACAUUGACUACAUGGUGCGUAAAUUAUUGACGCUGCGUGUCUUUGAUGAAGGAGGGGUAAUGUGGAAGAAGAGCGUGCAGGAUAUGGACCUUGAGUUACUAUGUGUUUCCCAAUUUACAUUGUUCGCCAAAACUACCAAAGGGAGCAAGCCAGAUUUUCAUUCCAGUAUGAAGACAGCUGAUGCCAAUGAAAUGUAUAAAAAGUUUUUAGACAAGCUUGGCGCAGCUUAUAAACCUGAAAAGAUCAAAGAUGGUGUUUUUGGAGCUAUGAUGAUGGUGGAAAUUCUCAACGACGGCCCAGUCACGAUAGAGCUCGACUCAAGGAAAUUCGCUUAUACCAGCUAA